Molecule: messenger RNA, 192 nt
Organism: Funneliformis caledonium
Lineage: Eukaryota; Fungi; Glomeromycota; Glomeromycetes; Glomerales; Glomeraceae
Source: the annotation of a GenBank genome assembly
AUGAAAAUAAGUCGUGUAACAACUCCUGGUUAUGCGAUAAUGGAAAAUUAUAGUCAAGGAUUUAAUUUUGGUAAUACUUUUUAUAUGUGUGGUCAAAAUGUAUAUUUACAAUAUCAAGGGUAUUAUGAUGCUAACGCUAUAAAUUCAAAUAUGGGUACUAAUUUUGUUCCUAAGGAAAUUGAGCUUUUCAAC